AACCGCACCAUUCGGAAGCGUUUUGUCCGAUCUCUGAUUCCGGGGAAUCAACGAUUUACGCCUGAUACCAAGAUUCCGGCACCGAUGGAGUCACACGGCGUCGGUCUCCGCCGUGUUUUGGAGCUCGCAUUUUGCGUCGCCGGUAUUUGGACAGCUUAUAUAUACCAAGGCGUUCUUCAAGAGACUGUGUCUACUAAGCGAUUUGGACCAGAGAAUGAGAGGUUCGAACAUCUAGCAUUCUUGAAUUUAGCACAAAGUGCUGUUUGUUUCAUAUGGUCAUUCAUGAUGAUAAAGCUGUGGCCCAGUGGUAGCACUGGUCAUGCUCCAUGGUGGAGUUACUGGAGUGCUGGCAUUACAAAUACAAUUGGCCCAGCUAUGGGAAUUGAAGCUCUAAAAUACAUCAGUUAUCCUGCUCAGGUACUUGCAAAAUCCUCAAAGAUGAUUCCAGUGAUGCUAAUGGGAACACUAGUGUAUGGCAUUAGAUACAGUUUUCCUGAGUAUCUUUGUACAAUUCUUGUUGCUGGUGGGGUAUCUGCUUUUGCUCUUGCAAAGACUAGCUCAAAGACUAUAAGCAAGUUGGCUCAUCCUAAUGCCCCACUUGGAUACGGAUUAUGUUUUUUAAAUUUGGCUUUUGAUGGUUUCACAAAUGCUACACAAGAUUCAAUCUCAACAAGGUAUCCAAAGACAAGUGCAUGGGACAUAAUGUUAGGAAUGAACUUAUGGGGAACAAUCUACAACUUAGUUUUCAUGUUUGGGUGGCCCCACGCGAGUGGCUACCAAGCCAUUAAUUUUUGCAAGCACCACCCAGAGGCCGCAUGGGACAUUUUAUACUAUUGUCUAUGUGGUGCGGUUGGCCAAAAUUUUAUAUUUUUUACAAUUAGCCGAUUUGGGUCUUUAACAAACACAACAAUCACAACAACCCGAAAAUUCGUGAGCAUUGUGGUGUCAUCGGUUCUUAGUGGGAAUCCAUUGUCUCAAAAGCAAUGGGGGAGUGUGUUCAUGGUGUUUAGUGGCUUGUCUUAUCAAAUUUACCUUAAAUGGAAAAAGAUACAAAGAAUGCAAAAGAAGAGGAAAACUACUUAGAGUUUUAUAGAUAUAUAUAUAUUUUUAACAUGGUAUCAGAGCAAAAUAUUAUUCGGACCCUGAUUUUAUUUGGGGUUUUGUGUUUUUAAAGGUAGGGGGAGUGUGACUGAUUGGGUUUUAUAUAGUGUUACGGAGGAGAUUUGGUGUAAGGGAGUUUAUGAAUUAUGAUAUAGCACAUUAAAUUGUGAAUUGUAAAUUUACAAUGUGUUUUUGUGAGGUAUUUAUAAUCAAAUAUUUUGUUUUGGUG
This is a messenger RNA of Lactuca virosa, 1330 nucleotides long. The record is from the annotation of a GenBank genome assembly. NCBI's taxonomy places the organism in Eukaryota, Viridiplantae, Streptophyta, Magnoliopsida, Asterales, Asteraceae.